CUACGAAUAACCACAACCUCCAUCGCGCUGGUCUGUUUGUCAACAAAGCGUAAUGUGCUGGAUGUGUUAAGAAUAUUGUAGGAUCCUCAACCUUUACAAAAGCUUCCCAAUGAGUAGUGAAUUGAAAAUAGCGAUACUAAACUUUACCACUGCUUGAACCCUAAUCAUUCAUCUGUAUCUUCAUCAGUACAACAGUAGAAGAGUAUGGGACCCACGCAUGGAAGGCAUGAUCGCGUUGGACGAGGAGCUACAAAACACGAUCAUCGACUUUAUGAAGAUGCCCCUAGAAGAUUUCAAAUACUUGCUGUCCCUGUCACCUUUUCGCCUCCGUCGGCCGGAAGCUUACACACGGGAUGCGAUUACACCGAAACAAAUGCUGAUAAUCACCUUAAGGUUUCUGGCUUCCUGAUUAAAGUUAUAAAACGCUGGAAAGGGCCUAUUGGUGCCGCAGCAAUCGAUCGCCUUAUUCAUCCCCGAGGUGUGCACCUUCCUAAUCACGUUCCUUCGCAAAUACGUAAAGCUUCCUUUCACGAAAUCAGAAUGGCGUAAGGUGUGUAAAGAAUUUUCACGAAAAUCCCGCCUGCGAUAGGGACCAUCUGUGGAAAGCACAUUGCUAUCAAACGAUCGGCGAAGGCUGGCAGCGACUAUUGGAACCACAAACAGUUUUACAGCAUUGUGCUGUUGGCCGUUGUGAAUGCCA
Anopheles stephensi (Asian malaria mosquito) is the source of this 700-nucleotide messenger RNA. RefSeq lists its product as uncharacterized. NCBI's taxonomy places the organism in Eukaryota, Metazoa, Arthropoda, Insecta, Diptera, Culicidae. The record is from RefSeq and is a predicted model, not a curated record. The transcript has 3 exons. Bases 205 to 549 code for a protein of 114 amino acids.